This is a messenger RNA of Erythranthe guttata (spotted monkey flower), 3292 nucleotides long. RefSeq names its product putative serine/threonine-protein kinase At1g09600. Lineage: Eukaryota; Viridiplantae; Streptophyta; Magnoliopsida; Lamiales; Phrymaceae. Gene Ontology annotation, molecular function: RNA polymerase II CTD heptapeptide repeat kinase activity; ATP binding. The record is from RefSeq and is a predicted model, not a curated record. Gene Ontology annotation, cellular component: cyclin-dependent protein kinase holoenzyme complex; nucleus. Gene Ontology annotation, biological process: protein phosphorylation; positive regulation of transcription elongation by RNA polymerase II.
UCUCUCCUGAUGAAAUCUUGGUUCUAUUUUUUUUUUUUUCUCAUCAUCGGCAUUUUAAUGGAAACUGAUUAAUAUUUAUUCAUUUAAUUAAAUUUCUUUUUUUCGAUUUCGAACCGAAUAUCAAUCGGUUAUUCGCAUUUCUCGGCACUCACCAGAUCCGAAAAUCUCUCUCUCUCUCUCUCUCUCUCUCUCUCUCUCUCUCUCUCUCUUAAUUCCCACCCUUUGUGUUUUUUUAACCGCUAAUUUUUGUAAUUUGUAAUAAACAUAGAAAAUCAGUUGUAUUUUGGGGAUGAAAUCAGUGGCUGUAGUAAAUCGACAAACAGAAAAUUCAGGAACAAUCGUUCCCGGAGCAACAUUUCAUGCUUCAGAUUGAUUUCAGUUUCUCUCGUAUGUCAUUCUUCUCUUUCUCUCUCUUCACCCAGAAAAAAAAAACAACAACGAUCAGAUUUCUUCAUUUUUUCAACUCAUUUUGUUUAUUGUAACAAAUUGCAUUGUCUAUUUUUGACAAUGUGGGUUGGUUUCUGUUGAAUAAGAUCUGAUUCUGUAAUCUGGGUUAAUCUGGGCUGGGAUUUCCGUUCAAUUUUUCCUUUCGGGCUGUGAUUCGUCUGCGUUUCCGAAUUCGAUUGGAGUUAUUUUGAAUUGUUUGGGGGAAUGCUGUUCAUUUGGGAGAAGAAUUUGAAAAUUUUAGGUUUUCACAUUUGAAUUUGGGGCUGGAAUUUCGUGUUAUCGAAGAGGAUCUUUGAUUUGUUACGAAUUUUGAUUUAGGGCAUUGAUGAUGCUGUUAAUAAGAGUCUUGAUAAAUGCUGGAGGUAUUAGAGAAAAAUAAACUUACUUUAUGUUUUAGGAACAUCAGGUUUCCUGUUAACAAGAACAGGGGCCUGAAACUCACAUUUGGCAUGGGCUGCGUUUGCUCCAAAGGGACGAAAGAUGAAAACAAAGUCAAGAAAGAGAAAGGGUCGAAGAAAUCCUCGAAAAAGUUUGUAGCAUCCUCGAGGAACGAUGAAAUCGUGGUGGAGGUUGAUAACGGGGGCAAUGAUGCGACCGCGAGGCUUAUAUCAACAGAGAUCGCCGACAAAAGCGCGGGGUCCACCCCUGCCUUGUGGGAGGAGGGUGAUAAAAAUCCUACGGUUUUUGAGAAAGCUGUAGUGGCACAAACGCAAAUACGUCCGACAAUCGAACCUGGACAACAAGGAGGGCAGCCUCAAUUGUCUAGGGUAUUAAGUAUCAGAAACGGUGUCGAUGGUGCACAAGUUGUUGCCGGAUGGCCUUCGUGGCUGACGUCUGUGGCUGGAGAAGCUAUCAAGGGUUGGAUACCUCGAAAAGCAGACUCUUUCGAGAAAUUGGAUAAGAUCGGUCAAGGGACGUACAGCAGUGUGUACAGAGCUCGUGAUCUCGAAACUGGGAAAGUUGUUGCUCUGAAAAAGGUGCGGUUUGUCAACAUGGAUCCAGAAAGCGUCCGUUUCAUGGCUAGGGAAAUCCUUAUUCUACGUCGGCUCGAUCACCCUAAUGUUAUGAAGCUUGAAGGUCUCGUCACUUCGAGGGUUUCAGGCAAUUUGUACCUCGUAUUUGAAUACAUGGAACACGAUCUUUCUGGACUUGCUGCUUCGCCUGUAGUUCGAUUUACCGAGCCUCAGAUCAAGUGCUUCAUGCAACAGCUGUUUCGAGGACUUGAACACUGUCACAGUCGUGGAGUCUUGCACCGUGAUAUUAAGGGUUCGAAUCUUCUGAUCGACAACUCUGGAAAUCUGAAAAUCGGUGAUUUUGGGCUGGCAACUUUUUUCCGAGCCUAUCAAAAGCAACCUCUAACUAGCCGUGUUGUGACUUUGUGGUAUCGACCACCCGAGCUUUUGCUCGGUGCUACAGAUUAUGGAGUAUCUGUUGAUUUGUGGAGUUCGGGUUGCAUUCUUGCCGAACUAUUUGCAGGAAAACCAAUUAUGCCAGGAAGGACAGAGGUGGAACAGCUGCAUAAAAUCUUUAAACUAUGUGGUUCGCCCGCAGAAGAAUACUGGAAAAGAUCAAAACUACCGCACGCAACAAUUUUCAAACCUCAACAGCCUUACAGACGAUGUGUGGCUGAGACUUUCAAGGAAUUCCCUUCUUCGACUUUAUCACUACUCGAUUCUCUCCUUGCUUUUGAACCAGAGUGUAGAGGAACGACCACUUCUGCUCUUCAUAGUGAGUUCUUCACUACAAAGCCCCUACCUUGUGAUCCUUCAUCGUUGCCAAAAUACCCACCUAGCAAAGAAUUUGAUGCCAAAGUCCGAGACGAGGAGGCAAGAAGACAAAGAGCAGCUAAUGGAAAGGGAGGCGGAGCGGAAUCUUCUAGAAAAGGAUCAAAAGAUUCCAAAGCAGUCCCGGCACCCGAUGCUAACGCUGAACUGCAAGUCUCAAUACAGAAACGGAAAGGACUUGCGAACCCGAAGAGCAAUACCGAGGUUUACAAUCCAAAAGGAGAUGGUGAGUCCGGCUUUCUGAUGGAAGCUUCUAGAACCUUGGAUGCUGUGGACGAGGGGCGCCACCUCAGCUCUUACAGGGGAUUGGAUUCGUCUGGAUAUAGAGAGUUAAAGACUCAGAGAUCUUUUAAGCCACAAACAACAUCUGCACGGUUGUCAAAAUUCUCGAAUUCGGUGGCGUCUCGUGGCAGCUCACAGCUCGAUUUUAGUAGAGACUCGAGCAUUCAUUCUCAUUGGCCGAACAACAACAGAUACGAACAGAUGAACGAUGCUGAGUCAUCCAACCAUUUACUCGGAAGACCUAAUUCUCCCCACAAGAAUAAUAAUGGAGAAGCCCCUCUCAAGGAGACUGAUGCGGUAUAUGCACUAAAGAAGACACGAAUGCACUAUUCUGGACCGUUAUUGCCUCACGGUGGAAGUGUGGAGGAAAUGCUGAAAGAGCACGAAAAGCAGAUUCAGAUAGCCGUAAGAAAAGCUCGCGAGAAGAACAAUACAAGGAAAGCACAAAACGAUAAUGGACAAACCGAUUUACUCCUAGGAUAUCCCAAAGUCUCGGAGAGAUGAGGUGGCAAACUAAUAUCGAUCUUACGGAGUGGGCGGGAAUCUUUUUGGGCGUGUAAGGUCGGUCGUAAACAGUAUCGAUUCAUGUACAGUUUUUAAACACAAAAGAAAAAAACUGUAAAAAUCCUUAUGAGGACUGUAAAAAUUCUUAUGAGGACUGGAAACAGACUAUAUAUUAGAUUUGAUUUUCAUUAUUACUUUCUUGUCGUUGCCUCUGCUAUAACUUCUAUUUAUUUAUUUAUUUGUUUAUUUAUGUAAAAAAAUUGUUUUUAUUUUCA